AUGAAUAAUGUAGUGAGAGCCCCCGAGAGAACGAAACGGUAUAGACAUAAAGAAUACAGACGAAGGCGGUAAAGAAUGAAAAGAAAAAAAAAUAACUAAACGUGUAUAAAUACCAGUUGUUCAUUCGGUUUACAUGUGCGAUGCGAACGCGGGACGUAUAGAGUAGAGACACGGUUUGCCAGGGUUGCUUUGCUUCAGAAUUCUGGUUUGAGUAGGGUGGUUCGGCGCGUACUGCUUGCGUAUUGCGAUUGAUCGCCGACAACCACGGAGACGGUAGUUUAGUUUGUUGUUCGCUGCCAAACCGUGUGGACGUGAAUUUGUGGAAGUCAAAGCGGUGCCUGGACGGAAUACAAAAGUGUACCGAUUGUGAAAAGUGUUGUUCUUCUGCUGAGGCCGUGUGCUAAUACUGCUCCGUGUGUACUACGUCCAAGUACCCGGAACGCUGGGACCGGAUUACUAAUCGACAAAAAAACGGUGAAACGUUUACGCACACUAGAACAACAACUGAGGUCGACUGGAUAAUUGCUGAGGAGCACUUGUCUUCUUGAGAAUGACUACAGGCGGAAAAGAUUGGUUAUCAUGUCGACAAGUACUGAACAUUAUGGUCAUCUUCGGCUUUAUGCUGAACUAUGCCUUGCGGGUAAACUUUACGAUAGCUAUUGUAGUGAUGUGCAAGACCUUGAAGAGUGUAACCAACGGUGACCUUGGUAAUGCAACGGCGGAGGCUUUUUCCGGUGGUUCUAACAUAACCGACCAGGGUGGGAUCCCAGAAGAGGACAAAUUCGAGUGGGAUGCCUACCAACAGAACCUGAUGCUCGGUAGUUUCUUCUGGGGUUACGUACUAACGGAACUGCCCGGUGGACGCUUGGCGGAAGUCGUCGGUGGACGACGCGUAUUCGGAUACAGCAUGCUAUUCGCCAGUGUAUUGACAUUGAUAAUUCCUCUGGCCGCGUAUACGCAUUACAUUGCCGUUGUUAUACUGCGAGCUGUUCUAGGCUUUUUCUUGGGAGCUUCCUGGCCGGCCAUUCAUCCGUUGACUGCAGUCUGGAUUCCACCGAUGGAUCGGUCCAAAUUCAUCUCCAAUAUGAUGGCUUCUUCGUUGGGAGCUGCCAUUACGAUGCCAAUCUGCGGUUUCCUAAUAGCAACUGUCGGUUGGCAAUCGGUGUUCUACUUCACCGGCGGAAUCAGCUUGCUAUGGUCGAUCAUCUGGUUCCUGGUUGUAUUCGAAACGCCAGCAACUCAUCCACGAAUCUCGGCAGAAGAGCGAAAUGAAAUUGAAAGUGCAAUCGGUGCUGUAGGCAAGACAAAGAAACCUACCUAUGUGCCGUGGAAAUCGCUCUUUACCUCGGCUCCAGUGUGGGCCAUCAUCCUGACCCAUGGUGCUUCAGUUUUUGGCUUUUUCACCGUUGUCAACCAGUUACCGACUUACAUGAAGUACAUCUUGGGCUUUAACAUUAAAGAGAACGGGCUGCUGUCCUCGUUACCGUACUUUGGCAAAUAUGCCAUGGCUGUUAUGUCUUCCCACCUGGCCGAUUAUCUGCGUAAGAGCGGAACUUUGUCGACCACUGCAACUCGCAAGAUCUUUACAGCUUUCGCGGUGAUGACCCCCGGAUUCUUGAUGAUCAUUCAGGUUUACAAGGGUAUGAAUGCCCAGUGGGCUGUGUCAAUCUUUACGCUAGCUCUGUUCCUGAACGGUGCCGUUACGGCUGGCUACCUUGGCAACGGUCUCGACAUUGCACCGAAUUUCUCCGGUACCAUUUUCGGGAUGGCAAACACUCUAUCGUCGUUCGGAGGAUUCGUGUCUGCUUACAUGGUUGGCGUCUUGACUAAUGAAAAUCAAACAUAUGGUCAGUGGCAGAUUGUGUUCUGGAUUUUAGCCGUUGUAUACAUCGUCGGUUCGUCGGCUUACGUUCUCAUGGGUAGCGGUGAGUUGCAGCCCUGGAAUAACCCACCGGAACGGGGUGUCACCAACCUAGAGGCAGAGGAAGGUGUACCACUGAAUCAACAGGCGCAGAAUAACAAAAUCUCCUAGAAAGGAUGUAACGCACAUCAAACAGACCCUGUUACGUAUAGUCUGUUUUCAGAGUUAUUGAAAACAUAACUGAUUUUACUCUUAGUCGUGGCUUUCGUAAACGAAAUUAACGAUUAACUUACAAUUUACACUUACUCGAGAAUCACAACUGUACCACACCGGUUUGUUUGGUGGUGGACCAAACUUUUAUUAUGUUUUCAGGUGGAGCUUUCAAGGAUCGUGUAGAUAUAAUUGUUUGAAGAACGAGCUUUAGGUGUGAGCUAGAUAAAAGAAGUUUCUGAUAGAUGGGAUUUACUUGAGCAUUUAUUUUUAUCAUAGAGUCCCAGUGAGAAGUAAAUCUGAAGUGUAUCAUCAAAAGUUACACUUGUUGUUAUAGGCGUAAUUAUAGGAAAUGAAGUUAGAAUACUACUCAUAUUAGGGGAAAUGGAAUUGUAGAACAAAAAGUAAUACUGUUUUUGGAAACAACAAUGAUCGAGUUGUGCUUGUUGAUGCUUUGAUUUUCAUGUUUUAAUGAAUAUUAACAUGCUUUUGUCUCUGAUGAGAGCACUUCAGUCUCUAACUGUACUUUGUACGUUUGAACUGAUCCGGUGAAAUAAAACCUAUUCACUAUUUCAGCAUCAAUGCAACUAGUGUUCCAAAAACGAUUGAAACAUGAUCCAAUCUAACAUUUCAAAACAAAGAAUUCUAACAUGUGCCUUUUAUUGAUUACAUGCCAAACCACGCUUGAUAAAACUUUUCAAUGUAUAAUUGUUGCCAGAUACUUACAGAAAUAUAUUGAUAUACGUAUGAUCUGAACUGUAGGCGGUAAUAAACGUUAUUCACAUUGAUACGAAAGUCAGAGGUUACAAUAAAGAUAUACAAAUUCUUAAUCAAUAAAAUAGGAAGACUACAUUGUGUAUACUCUGAAACAAAACUAGUGUAUUGUUGUAUGUAAAGUAGUUUUUUUUAAAUUUACAAUGCGUUCUUGCGAUGUAUGGAAACAUUUAGAAUGUACCCAAGUAAUAUUUUCAAAUAAAUGUUUGAAAAUCUGUAUUAAUCCACUUA
Malaya genurostris is the source of this 3076-nucleotide messenger RNA. Its product is annotated as sialin. The coding region runs from base 551 to 2032 and encodes 493 amino acids. Gene Ontology annotation, cellular component: plasma membrane. The transcript is spliced from 6 exons. NCBI's taxonomy places the organism in Eukaryota, Metazoa, Arthropoda, Insecta, Diptera, Culicidae. Gene Ontology annotation, molecular function: transmembrane transporter activity. The record is from RefSeq and is a predicted model, not a curated record. Gene Ontology annotation, biological process: monoatomic anion transport; transmembrane transport.